AGCGGCUGCGCGCGGGGAAGGGGACUAGCCGCCCCGCGCCCCGCCCCGCCCCGCCUCUUCCGCCGCCGCCGUGGGAAUGGAAACAUCUAUCCCACGUGCCGGAAGCCAGCUAGCGCCGACGGCGGCGCGCCACUCCGCGUCCUACCGAACCGAGCACCUACGGGUGUCAUCGCGAGACGAGCUCGCCGAAAUGGCCGCAACCAGUCAAGGAAACUUUGAGGGAAAUUUUGAGUCACUGGACCUUGCAGAACUUGCUAAAAAGCAGCCGUGGUGGCGCAAGCUGUUUGGGCAGGAAUCUGGGCCUUCAGCUGAAAAGUAUAGCGUGGCAACCCAGCUGUUAAUUGGAGGUGUCACUGGAUGGUGCACUGGUUUCAUAUUCCAGAAGGUUGGAAGGUUGGCUGCCACAGCUCUGGGAGGUGGAUUUUUCCUGCUUCAGCUUGCCAACCAUACUGGCUACAUCAAAGUGGACUGGCAGCGGGUAGAGAAGGACAUGAAGAAAGCCAAGGAACAGCUGAAGAUCCGCAAGAGCAACCAGAUACCUACGGAGGUCACAAGCAAAGCAGAGGAGGUGGUGUCGUUCGUGAAGAAGAAUGUUCUAGUGACUGGUGGAUUUUUCGGAGGCUUUCUGCUUGGUAUGGCAUCCUAAAGAGGAUGACUUCACUUCCUUAUUCCUGGUUUUUCCAGCCAGCAGCCUCUUCACUCCAUCAUAGGAUAGCAAGUCUCUCCUCUUCGUCCUCUUCUCCCUCGCCUUCCUUCCUGCCAUGGCGUAUCUGAAUGGCUUCUGUAGGCAUCUGUUGGUACAAGUGGAUAACAGCCCCACCAUGACCUUGACGGCAACGGAAGAGACAGUGGACAUUGACUCUUCUCCCAGCACACUCCCCCUUGACUAAUCUGUAGGUCAGCAGGAAUAUUCCUUUCUCCCCUAUGUUAAGAUACUUACCAGAACAUGGUACAAGGUGGCUCACCAUGGAGCGUGAGUGGACCCUCAGAGGUUGUCCCAAACUUGAUUUGGAAAAGAAAUAAGCGUAUAAGAUACCUUACUAUGUUCUGCGUGGAAAGGAACUGAAUACAUUUGCCUUUAAGCGUGAAAGAUUUUGGUAUCUUGGUGUCUACUUUUGUAGUAGAUUUUAGGUUACAGAACGAGAACUACUUAUACUGGCUCUAAUUAUCCUGACAAAAUGGCAGCAUGUGCGCUACAGUUGAAAUAUCGGCAUACGGAUUGAACUUGUUCUAAAGAUACAUAUGCUGAGCUGAAGGUAUUGUGGGAAGGCCUUUAGGGAAACCAACCGAUAGAUACAUUUAGGAUGGUCAGACGUAGUGAAUCACUUAGAGGCAUUCAGGUAUUAUCUAGGGAUGUUUUCCACCAUACAGGAUAAUGCAUCUCAUGAUGGUUUCCAAAGGAUUUAUUUAUGGUAAAAUAAGUGACUUCAGGUGGAAGAGGGAAGGCGCUCUUGGAUUUUUAUUUAAUAGGAAAGGUUUUAAGCUUUGAAAUGUGAAAUAUUCUUUACCUCUUGUCAAAACAUCAGGGGUAGCCGUAGCUCCUCUGUGCCAAUUCUA
Molecule: messenger RNA, 1557 nt
Organism: Physeter macrocephalus (sperm whale)
Lineage: Eukaryota; Metazoa; Chordata; Mammalia; Artiodactyla; Physeteridae
Gene: FUNDC2
Product: FUN14 domain containing 2
Exons: 5
Coding region: 77-646 (189 amino acids)
Biological process (GO): autophagy of mitochondrion
Cellular component (GO): mitochondrial outer membrane
Source: RefSeq, a predicted model, not a curated record